CUUCUCUUCACUGGAGGCACUUAGGGGAGUCGAAUGUUGUAUGAUAUUUGAUGCACUUUAAUGUACUGGAGCAUUGCCUAUCUUCGUGAUGAUAUUUUUUGAAUGACGCAUCUUGAUCUUCAAGGGAACAGGAUAGCUGUAUAUUACCUAGAGUCGCCCAGCCCCGCCAGCAGGUACUCGCCCGUUGAUGAUCCAUCUGGCUUCGAGGAAGAAGCAUUCGGCCGGAUUUCGGUACUUCCAAGUGCAGAGUUUGUUUUGUGGCUGCCUUUCCCGCAUUGUUUGACCCGAUUACGUCCUGAUGAAGCCGAGGACGAAGUUUCGCUGACUAGAAAACGAUUUCAUUCCUCAUCGAUUUCCAACACGUACCCGCUACCUACGUGCCUUUGAAGGUUAAUAUUGAUCGUGUUUGAUUACCUAGACGGCCUACGAGCAGCUCAACGUCGAGUCACCACCGGUGUUCAACAUCAACAAGGAGCAGCAACAAACAAAGUCGAGCACCAGACCGACAACAAGAUGAGGGGGGCUGUGCCUCUUUCGAAUUCGAAAAUGGUGGAUCGAGGUCGGUUCCCCAACUUGAAGUAUGACCCUUACGCCUCCCAACGAUACGUGCGGGAGGAGUCGCUGCCACGGUCUGUCCACAAGGGCGUCACGCUAUGGCACGGAAGGGUAUUUUUACUUCUUUGGAGGACAUGAUGAUCAAUAUCAAAUGUUCCUAAAGCGAAAGAAAUUGAAAUAGGAUGACGAUGAUGUUGAUGAUGAUCUGAAAAGCCGAUAACCUAAGCGGUAGUUUAUAACGAACAGCACCACUUCUAGAUCCCCUCGCUCAUUCAAGCUGCUCCUCCUCUUCCUACUUCAAGAACAGGGUUAAUAGUGUUGUGCCUCAUUUCAUUCUUUGGAGGACAUUAAACAUUUGUUCUUAGCGAUGAUUUUUGUAGAAUAUGUAUAUGAGAAUAUGCGACAUGAACGACGAGGGCUCACUCCUUAGUUCUUACUAGUAAUUUUACUACUUGAACAAGUAAAACUUUGUUGAGUGUGAUCUUGGCGAUCAACCAAGAAAGUAAGAGUUCUCGCCAUGUUGUUUUUGAAUAAAUAUGGACUAUAAUUAUAAUAGUCUUCCCCUGCAGGCCGCAGCAGACCCAAAUUUGCGGGUAACAGUCAAGGUCAGAGAUUUCGUCAAAGGGUUUAGCGACCAUGACACUCACGAACGCUGGAUACGGAACAUGAACGCGUUCUUGAUGCGAAAAUACUACUCACCACAUGUUGCGCUCGUAUACGAAAUCAUUUACGACGAUGAGAACUACUACAUGGUACAUUUAUUUCAUCUUCUUCGAAAUUAGGCCGGCUAGCCUUUUUAAAGAACCGAUGCAACCAGCAUGAUGUGUAUUCAUAUUGAAAUUAGAAGUAGCUGAUCUUCAAGAUCAUGUUGGUGAUCUUCUAUGUUUAUCUUGUCGUGCCGAUUUUCUUCUGCGUUUUUGACAUUUUUGCUUCCGACUAGGAGAUCUUUUAAGUAACCCAUAUUUCUACUUCUAGGUUAUGGAGCGCGUUGAUGGCAUGGAUCUGUGGGAGUAUAUAAGCAUGGAGCGUAAGCGUCCCGGGGUUAGCAAAAACCAUCUACAAGCGGUGCUCAAGCGCUACAUCAUGCAAGCAGCCUGCGGGCUGCGCGAUCUGCAUGCGGGCGGUAUUUACCACAAGGAUGUAAAAGCGGAGAAUAUGGUCGUCGGUCUACGAGAUCAGACGCACGGCGGCUUUCCACGCCUCAAGCUCAUCGAUUUUGAUACCUGCGAAUGCAUCAGCAACUGUUUCAAGCCCCACUGGAUCCUCGGAACAGGUAAGGAUCUUGGAUACAACGACUAGUCUGGUUAUUUCUUUAGGCGUUAAGUCAACUAAGAACUGCACAAAAACGGCCACUAUUGUCGCCUCCUCGUCCUGGAAGUGCUUCGCUUAGCGACGUUUGCAACUUGCUCUCUCUUGGUUUUUCUGUCUUUUGGUUUCGUUUCAUGUGAUUCCCCGCGCCCCUCCAGAGUCCACCGCGUCAGCCUGCAAGUGUGUGCUUGGGGAUUCUGGAGGGGCGCGGGGAUUUGGAGGGCGCCCGAGGUUCUUGGCUCGCAAUUGGGGGAAGGUUUUCCCGAAGGGAGCGCAGUAGGCGGCGAGUGUUCUGCGGAUUCGUAUCAUGCCCGGCAAGAUUGAACUUUGUCCGGAUUUUUGCAGUCCUUCGGUGAAUUUUCUCCAUAACGAUUCAUUGUCAUCGUGUUGGUGUAUAUGGUAUGUAUACUAUGCUUCGAUAUGGAGUUGGACUAACGUUUUUACGACAUCGGACUAAGUAGAUUCUUGAAGGACUACCUCAAUCUUCCUCGACGUAUUGUUGUAGACCCCUCAUGAUCAAAAUUCUACUUCAUCACAACAGAUCAUUACAUCGCACCUGAAGUGUACCACGGGGAGUACGCUCCUCAAAGCGAGGUGUUGGCGUUGGGGGCGACACUGUAUCGUAUUCUGACAAUGAAGCUGCCUUUUCCGAAAGAAAUAUUCACUCAAGAACAACCAGGUAUUUGUCUUCCUCGCUCGUUGAUAAUUUUGCCUGUUGAUGGCUGUUGAUAUACUACCUCUCUGGCGAACUCCAACGUGCAGUUGGAUCCGAUUAAUAGAGUAAUCUCCUUCUACAAACACAUACUGCUAUUAACGCCGGUACAAGAAGAGAAGAAUGAGAAUCCGCAUCUUUUGUGGAUGAUCUAUCUUCUACCAUUUUCUUCAUUUUUCGUGUAUGAUCGAUCCUCCUCAUUUCAUCACGAAUCAUUGAUUCAAGGGAACAACUACGUCGGGAGUGAGAAAACACAGCGCCUUUCCAUGAGGAUGUCAUCUUUUCUGGCUGAGAAGAAAUUUGACCAUCGGGAGCAGAUCAUACAUGAAUAUGGUCCUGUUGUCCACGACUUUCUUCGCCAGGCUUUAGCCGUUUACAAAUGGGAUAGUGUCGACGCGGAGAUGCGUGCCUAUAAUCGGUUCACGCGCGCGAACGUGUUGCAACUUUUACGGCUUCAUCUAGAAAAAUCAAAAUCUACUUCUAGUGCAUGAAUGAUAGAUAAGAUAACCAUAAUUAUCAAAAUGACUAUAAGAAAGCAUGCGUGAAAUCUAGACGUGAAGGAACUCGUUCGCUUUUUUAGAGGAACGAAAUAUACUGGAACCGUAAAAAUCAUACUAGAGAAAAUUUACAACAAGAACAGAAACAGCCGUAUUUGAACUUGAUUGUGAUAAAGACAGCGCUAAAGGUGAUAGAGCAUAGUUGGUUCGAUGAGGUGCGGCACACAGUAGGGGUUGAGGGAUACGCAAGGUGGCGAGAAUGGGAUCGAACAUCGCAUCAAUAUUAUUGGAGCUGCACCCACUGCCAGAGAGAUCAUGUAUGGCGCGACUCAUUGAGAACAAAGAUCAGGUGAUCAUGUCGUUCCUCAGGAAAACCAGGAAGGAAAAGGGGGGACGACAUAUCCAUAGUAUCGACAUUCCCAAUAAGUGGAAGCAUUCAGAUCAGGCGGUCGAUCCGUUUGCCUUCGAGUCUGAGGCUUCCAUCCCAGUACCAGCGAUCAACAGCAUAUUCUCAGGGGCAAAGGAAUUUGUUGGUGAGGAGACGACAACACCGAACCGUUUUGCGGCUACUGCAGGUGGACCAAUUCUCCAAACAGGAGGAAUCAAAGUACUAGAAUACAGGUUGCUUUUUAUGCGUACUCGAUCUUUUAUUUUCACCUCGGAAGUUGUAGCUUUUUUUAUCGACAUCGAUGAGAAAAAAUUCCAAUUAAUACUUCGCUUUUUUCUUGCGUUUCUGAUUGACCGUGUCUUCGUCAUCGUUGCAAAUGUACCAUGCAUACUUAUUUGAUUUGGCAUCCUAGAAGCAUGCCUUUAGUGUGAUUUUAAAUGUUCCCAGGGGUCAUCGACCAUGCUGGGCCGUCGAUCGUCCACGAGGAGCGGCCAGCAAAUGCCAGGAGCAGCGCCAGGAGCUGCUCCUGCUGUAUUGGGAAAUCAAAAUUUGAAGGCGGUCGCGAUGCAACUCGGUGGAUGUGGUCCUUCAGCGUCGAUUAACAAUGCCGCCGCUGUGGGUACUGGUGGGGCCUCCUGGGGAGCACCUCCUUCCAGCGCUACAGGAGUACUAGGUGGAGCGACCGUGAACUACAAUCACAUGAACAAUCGAAUAGGAUUAGCUGGUAGCGUUGCUCAUCCACCUGCCAUUGGUACAACAGCUCUGUAUCAACAACAUCCUCCGCCCGCUUGUCGUGCUGCAGCUACAACUAAUACCAAUGUUGCAGCUAAUUUCAAUUAUAUCUUAGCACAGAGCAUUAACGGCACGCCUAGUGCAGCGUUUAUCACAGGAGCCGCGCAGCAAGAUGUUUCUUCUUCGACGCAACUACAGCAACUAAACGCAUUGCGACAGCAGGCGACGCAUAUUAACAACAAUUCCAACAAGCAGUCGACUCAGCCCCAGAUUGGAGGCACACCAGGUUGUGAGGACUCUCAGAAAGCAGUCAUUUCAGUGCCUCCUCACCUUCUGCUUCAAUUGCUAACGGAGAUCGAGCGCCAACAAAAAAGUAGCGUGAUGAACAACCCCACUAGUCUAUCGGAUGAUCAAAAUGUCUUCGCCAGAGGAGCGUCAACAUCAUCGUCCUCACUAGGGAUGAUCCCUCUUCUAGCAGCCUCCGUUAACAAUGUAGGAGGUGUUGGCGUGGUCGAGCAGCAGGGGGCAUCAGCAAAGAACUACAACAAUUUUAAUCAAUCUUGUGGAGCUGCGCCAGGUGGAUCAGUCCCAUCGAGUUUAUCUCUCAGUGUAGCUCCGUGGUCACCUCAAUGCGAACAAAUCGCUCAUCAACAAGUGUUACCUCCUGGGGUUGGUACACCCACGGCGGGCCACCUAAACGAGCAGUGGAAGCACGCACCUGGCGCAGAAACCCCAGUUGGUCAGCAUCAGACGGCAACCCCCGCAACAUCUUCACAAUUCCACAACUAUAACAACUUUGAUAGUGCAGCUCCCACCACUGCAGCUCCUGCUCCUCCAGCAAUGGUGAAUGUUGCAACAACAACAUCUUUUUCAGGAGGACCGCCAGGGGUGCUGAGUGAUUUCCACGGAGGACAACGACAAAACAUCUCCUCAGGAAAUCCGACCACCGCACAGAAUCACCUGAUACCACUAACCCGAGUGCCCCCACCAGCGUCAGAUCCAGCGGGGACUUUCUUCUUGGCACAUCCAACACCACGUCAACAGGUAAGAACAAGCUUACGUUUUUCUUUGAUUGAUUCGAUUGCAAUUGAGAGACAAGCGAGCUGAACCUGCCUCGAUUCUUCCGCAUCAACCUGAUUGUCGUAAAUUAAGAUUGUGAAGAUUACUUGUUGUAUUUUUGCCUGUUUAUUAAGUAACAAGUGGCGUCUAUGAAAAUCAUGAAAAAGUAAGAUGAAAACUCCACAUGCUUGACUCGUCCUACGGUUCAGGAGCAUACUUACGAAUUUAAAUAGUACAUUUUUAUUUUUUCCGGUGAUAAUCUUCUUCAGGUCGUCAACAUGGGUUGUCGGGAAACGCAGCAUCACCAAGAGGGGAGGCAGCAUCCCUUUUUUUCGCCCAGUCGAGCGCGAUCUCGAGCCUCCUGCGAUUCUCUCGCUGUCAUGAAAGAUGAUGACGCGGCCGAAACGAUGGUAGAUGCAGAUCAGCACUUGAUACCACGAAGGAUUCCUACUCCUACUACCGCUGUUGGAAACUAUGCAUAUACGACAGCAGCUCCACCUAGUAGUCGGGUAGUGAAUGAUGGUCCUGCUGCUCCCCCUCAGGGCGAUCGUGGUCAGAUUCCUCAAUAUGAGCAACAAGCUUACCAAGCAGGACAAAAUAAUGACUAUUGGAGUGCACAAUUCGGCGCGAAGACAGCGAACAACGAAGGCCAUUGUAGCGGUAGAACAAGAUCCAAAACGGAUUCCACCUCUAGUGAUCUCCAGCGAGGUACAAGCGGAAAAGGGAGUAGGCACCAAGCGUCUACUUCCUCAUCGAAGUCGUCGCGACACUGUGCUGAAGCGUUCUGGCCGCAAGAAGAUCAUAGGUCUAGCGGCUCCGGGUCUCUCGCGGAACCUGCUGAAGCGUCUGCACUGCAGCCAAAGCGCGGAAGAAACAAACAAAUUAUGUUACCACACGAACUACAACUAGACCACAGAAAUGAACCGGCUUUUUUGACUUUGAGUUCCCUUUUAAAUGGACGAACUUGCACUAGAAUGAAAGAAUCUGCUGUUCUUGUAAAUGUGAUCGACAUAUAUUUUUAUGAUUUGAGUACUAUCUUAAGGAGUCAGAAGAUUUCCCUGAGCGAAGGACUUUUAGGCUGCAAAAAGGAUGUCGACUAUCGGCAUCACGGGCCAUAUUUUAUAAGAUUUCGUACGAGAGUCAACAUUAACUGAUGGUCGCAAAUCCUCAGGGCAACCAGUGCCAAACCUGCUUCCAGUUUUGUCUUCAUGAGUGCUCUUGUAUCUAUUUGCUUCUAAGAAAGAAAAAGCGCGCCAGCAACAGCAUAGACAGCCAGGAAAGGGAGGUGGAACGCGUGGGGGCCAGACCGGUGUGGGAAUGUUCCUGCCGAACGAAAUCGCAACACAGACAGGUGCAGUUGCACCGAAGCCCAGCCAGCAUCUUCAGAAAGUCGUGGGCCAUCAGGGUAGUAACGCUAAGCAUGCUACCGGCGGAUACUACAGCAACAACAAUGCUCGAUCAGCGUGGCGGGAAGGGAAUGAGAAAGGCCGACAUUUGACAUUCGAAUCAUAUUCGCAACUUUAUGUGGGCAUCCAGCAUUCGAAGAAGAAAACUAGAAAGUCGCCGAACGAGUCUGAUGGAUAUGCGAACUGGCAUCAGAUGAGUAGUGGCGAAUGUGAUAAGGAUCAAGAGCAACAUCACGCAAGUCCUGCCGGGCCGGGCAAUCAUGAUUCUAGUACGGGGAAGAACCGCGGUGCAAAAAACUUCAAUCCCAAAAUUAGGCAGGGCUGA
This is a messenger RNA of Amoebophrya sp. A25, 6982 nucleotides long. Lineage: Eukaryota; Dinophyceae; Syndiniales; Amoebophryaceae. The record is from the annotation of a GenBank genome assembly.